AUGCCGGUUCAAUACAAAAUCGAGAAAAAAGAAACGACGAAGAUUUUGGUGAAGAAAACUGAGAUUAGAAAAAUUGUAAGUGUGGUGAACAAUGCAGCUCCAAAACAGGUGAGUACGAAGUUCCACAGUUUUUAUGAAUGUCGUAAAUUUUAAAGAUAUCUGCUCCAAAACCAAAACCUACUCAAAGUUCGAUUGCGAAACCGGUAGGCAUGAUUAUUUUCAGUGAAAAAAACACCUUAAAUUUGAACUUAUUUUCAGAAAGCAGCAGCUCCAAAACCAAUUCCAAAACAGGUGAGUUACCGAAAUUAGAUUGAAAAUACAAAAAUUUUAUAUUUUUCAAGAAUUCCGCUCCAAGAUCUACACAAAAAGCAGCGCCAACCCAAGCUAAUCUCUUUUUGAUGGCCAUAAAUCCAAAGAUUUCCAACUGUUCUCACAAAACUGCGCAAAUUUCGAAUUCAAAACAGGUUAGUCCGUAUAUUUAUAACAGAAAUUCGAAAAUUCUCAAGUUUCAGAAAGCACCAGCAGCAAGACCAACUAAAACCGUUGCCAGAAAAUAA
Caenorhabditis angaria is the source of this 557-nucleotide messenger RNA. The record is from the annotation of a GenBank genome assembly. Lineage: Eukaryota; Metazoa; Nematoda; Chromadorea; Rhabditida; Rhabditidae.